Molecule: messenger RNA, 362 nt
Organism: Aureococcus anophagefferens
Lineage: Eukaryota; Pelagophyceae; Pelagomonadales; Pelagomonadaceae
Product: expressed protein
Exons: 2
Coding region: 5-319 (104 amino acids)
Source: RefSeq, a predicted model, not a curated record
AUGUAUGCGCGUGAGCAGAGAGAAGAGAAGAAGAAGAAGAAGAAGAAGAAGAAGAAGAAGAAGAAGAAGAAGAAGAAGAAGAAGAAGAAGAAGAAGAAGAAGAAGAAGAAGAAGAAGAAGAAGAAGAAGAAGAAGAAGAAGAAGAAGAAGAAGAAGAAGAAGAAGAAGAAGAAGAAGAAGAAGAAGAAGAAGAAGAAGAAGAAGAAGAAGAAGAAGAAGAAGAAGAAGAAGAAGAAGAAGAAGAAGAAGAAGAAGAAGAAGAAGAAGAAGAAGAAGAAGAAGAAGGGAGAUACCAAGAUACAAUAUCCAUAAGAAAUAGCCAAUAGCUAGGAGAGCAGCGAGCCACUAAUGUAAAGGAUCGG